Molecule: messenger RNA, 792 nt
Organism: Plasmodium vinckei vinckei
Lineage: Eukaryota; Apicomplexa; Aconoidasida; Haemosporida; Plasmodiidae
Product: phosphatidylinositol N-acetylglucosaminyltransferase subunit H, putative
Exons: 5
Coding region: 1-792 (263 amino acids)
Biological process (GO): GPI anchor biosynthetic process
Cellular component (GO): glycosylphosphatidylinositol-N-acetylglucosaminyltransferase (GPI-GnT) complex
Source: RefSeq, a predicted model, not a curated record
AUGAAUAGUGAACUAAGGAAAAUUGUACAUACAUAUGGAAUUGAAUAUAUAUGCGAAAAAAAGAAAAAACAACAUAUUCUUUUAUAUAUAAUAAUAUUAUUUUCUAUAUAUUAUAUAUACUACUUAUAUUUGGGAUAUAAAAAAGGCAUUCUUAUUAUCAAUGAAGUUCAAAUAUUUAUUUUAUGUUUCUACAUAUUGCUAAUCAUAGCAUAUUUAAACAAUUAUAGCAUUGAGAAAUUAUUUUUAAUAAAUAAUGUUGGCAUACAAAUUGAGAAAAAUAGUUGGCUGCACCAUUCUCUAAAAUUUGUUUGUAUAAGCGAUGUAAAAAGAAUUUUCAUUAAUGAAGCGAUAUACAUUUUUGAAAUAUGCCCAAACCUAUGCAUUGUCCUUAAAAAUACAAAAUCCCUAGUUCUUUUCGAGGAUUAUCGCUUAGGAAUUAAAAACUUGGUUAUGAUUUAUAGAGACAUAAAAGGUGUUGUUUUUGGUGAACAUAAUUUAGAAUUGAAAAAUAUUAAAGCUGUGGAUGUAGAAGAGAAAAAUAAUGAUAUAGUAAGAGAGCAAGAGGAAGGAUAUAAAGAGAAAAAUAUUAUUGAUGAAGAAAGUAAUUCAUUAUCAAGUAAUACAUGUAGUUCGAACAAUAGUUAUGUAAAUAAUGAUAAUAUUUAUAAAUUUAUCCAAUCAAAUUGUUUUGAAAAUUGUAUAAUUAAAAAUAAAAUUAAUAAAAAUAAUAUAAUGAAGACAUUUGACGUGCAUAUUAGUAAAAAGUUAGCUCUUGAAAUUAUGAAUAGCUAA